AUGAAUUGUAGGAAGAUUUUUCCAUUCUCCAGGGCAAGAAUCAAGCAGAUAAACCCAAACCCUGAAGAAUCUGUCUGCUUUACUGACUUCUUGCUGGUUGUGCUGCAAUUUCUCAACAAGAAGAGGAAGAGAGUCCCCACCAUGGCCCUGCUAGCAGGACUGAUGAUGCUGGCCGCCUGCACCCACUUUGUCAAGGCGUCAGACGGCUGCGGCGGGGAGCUGGCUCGGUUGCGGCAGCAGGAGCAGCUUUUGAAGAGACAGCUUCAGAAACAGGAGCUCCUCCUACGCAGCUUACAGCUGAUGACCCAACAGGGCAACAACAACGAUGCCGGAUCUGACCGGGUUCAGGACACCCAGCACGCAGACUGCUCCCAGGUCUACAGUUCUGGGUUCAAAUCCAGCGGUCUGUAUCGGAUCAGGCCCAGUGGGAGCCCCUCAGCGGUCAAGGUCUAUUGUGAUAUGAGUGAAGGAGGAGGAUGGACUGUCCUACAGAGACGGGUCAAUGGCACAGAGGCAUUUAACAGGUCAUGGACAGAGUAUAAGGAUGGCUUUGGAGACCUGAAUGGAGAAUUUUGGCUUGGAAACGACAAGCUGCAUUUUCUCACAACACAAGGGAAUUAUUCAGUGAAGAUCAACUUGGAAGACUUUGAUGGCCACCAGCGCUAUGCUGAGUACAAGAACUUCCAAGUAGCAAAUGAAAAGGAGCACUACCGCCUUUCCUUUGGAGACUAUGUUGGUACCGCUGGAGAUGCUUUGACUGGAAGCUACCAGGUUCCUGAGGUCAAAUGGGCCAGUCACCAGGGCAUGAAAUUCAGCACCUACGACCGGGACAAUGACAACUACAGAGGGAACUGUGCUCAGGAAGACAAAGGGGGCUGGUGGUUCAAUAAAUGCCACUCAGCCAAUCUCAAUGGCGUGUACUAUCCCAACGGACACUACAGUGCUUCCACAGAUGACGGUUUGGUCUGGUAUCCUUGGAGAGGGUGGUGGUACUCGCUGAAGACCAGCAUCAUGAAGCUGAGACCCGUAGACCACAAAACUGGCAACCAGGUGGCAGUUUCUCUCAAGCCACCUUCCUAGGUUAUGCUCACUUUGGCAAAUGGAACAAAAAUACUUUGCAAUCCAUCAUAUCGUCGUACUUAAACCGCAUUGGGACAAAAUUGAGAAUGUGUGAAAGUUUUGGUCAGUUCUACAGACUUGAAUGUUGUAAGAGGAAAUUGCAUCCAGCUGUCUGGUUUGAAGACAUAAGAGGAAGUCUGAUGUCAGCAUUAUUGAGAAGGAAUGAAACAUUGGAUUGACAUGAGACAUUAUCACACAAGCACAGUUGACUGAACAUGUGUAUUUUAUCUAAACAAUGGGGUGGCAUAUCCUUUCAAAACUACCCCGUCAAGCACUGUGCUGAUUCAACUCAUCAUCAAAUGUCCUUGCAAAUAAAUCCAUUGCUUUUACUGAC
Messenger RNA from Poeciliopsis prolifica (blackstripe livebearer), 1453 nucleotides. It is a transcript of the gene fgl1, whose product is annotated as fibrinogen-like 1. Gene Ontology annotation, biological process: negative regulation of T cell activation; regulation of immune response. Bases 1 to 1080 code for a protein of 359 amino acids. The transcript is spliced from 8 exons. Lineage: Eukaryota; Metazoa; Chordata; Actinopteri; Cyprinodontiformes; Poeciliidae. The record is from RefSeq and is a predicted model, not a curated record.